CAUAUCGUCUGGCAAGCGGGGGAACCAGAAUUUUCCUCACAUUCAUGGGAGCGAUCUCUUUCAGUGCCAGACAGCACUGGAGAUAGGCUUGAGCUGUCAGAUCCAUGGUGGUACACGACAUUUCUCCCGUUUCAGAUCCUCGAUUUCCUCCUCAAUUUCAGUCUUUUAAGUCGAAGAGCUUGUUUUGAUCUCCAUUGCUGCCACAACAAAUUCUUUUUCGGCCAGUAUAUUAUGCUCCACGUUGCGGAGUUCAUCGAGAAUUUAAGAAGUCACUUCGUGAACGGCCGCGGGAGAACUAGCUCGUCAGUUGAUUCAGUAGUUCAUCGCCGGAUCGUAGGACGGCGACGCGGUUCCUGA
Molecule: messenger RNA, 357 nt
Organism: Rasamsonia emersonii CBS 393.64
Lineage: Eukaryota; Fungi; Ascomycota; Eurotiomycetes; Eurotiales; Trichocomaceae
Exons: 1
Source: RefSeq, a predicted model, not a curated record